AUGAGUAUUCAUGAGGUGAGUUUUAACUCUGAUUUACAUAUUUUUAAAAAAUGAUUAGAAAAAAUCGUAAUUUUUUUUUUUGAUAAGAGGUUUACAAAAAAAUAGAAAAAAUAAUGAUUUAAUGCGAAAUUGGAUGAUAACGGGUAAGAACAAAGUGCGAAACACUUUUUAAGCCCCAAAGACAACAUUGUAGACACAACUAUUAUUUGUAAGCUAGUGUGUGUGUGUGUGUGUAGAAGUUGGCUCAUUAUUUGAGCACAAAAGUCACAUGGUGAAUGAGCAAGGAACCCUGGCUAGAGAGAGUUACGUGAUUUUUGCAAGCAGAAAAAUGACUCUAAUCGGAAUUGGAGGGUUUUAAAGAUAAUAGAGGGCUUUUGAGAAAUUAGAGGGCUUAAGAGAAGAUAGAGGAUUUUUCAGAAGAUUCACAGAGGGCUUUAGAGCAAUUAGAGGGCUUUAGAGAAAUUUGAGGGCUUUUGAGAAGUUAAAGGGGUUUGGAGAAGAUAGGGGGCUUUAGAGAAAUUAAAGGGCUUCAGAAGAUACAUAGAGGGCUUUAGAGAAAUCAGAGGGAUUCAGAGAAGAUAGAGGGCUUUAGAGAAAUCAGAGGGAUUCAGAGAAGAUAGAGGGCUUUAAACAAAUUAAAGGGCUUAAGAGAAGAUAGAGGGUUUUUCAGAAAAUAAAGGCUUUCUGAGAAUUUGGAGGGCUUCAGAGAAAUUAGAGGGUUUUGGAGAUAUUGAAAAGAUUUCGGGCUGAUUUAUCGGGAGCCCCUUUGGACUCUUAACAUCGUUUUAAGAGCCCAAAAAAUGACUAAUUCACACCACAGACCUGACACAUUUAUAAAGGAAAAAAAUAAUGAGUCAUUCGGGAAAAAAGUACACACGAUUGCGAUUUUUAUUUGUUAUAUAAAUAACUUUUUUUUUCUAAUUUUUCUAUAGAGUCAGAGUUGACCAGAGAGGUAAAUAAUAAGAAAAAAAUUGGGGAAUUAUUCAUGCGUCGGCGAUUUUUGGAAAUCGUUUAGUUAGUAGAUGUUUGGCUACGUCAUUAGUCAUGGUGGAUAAAAGGUUAGGUUAUUGUGAAAUUUUCAUGAGGGCUGCGGGGGUCUCCCCGGGUCUCCCCGGGUCUCCUCCGGUCUUCCCGGGCCUCCCCGGGUCUCCCCCGGGUCUCCCCGGGUCUCCCCCGGGUCUCCCCGGGUCUCCCUCGGUCUCCCCGGGUCUCCCUCGGUCUCCCCGGGUCUCCCCGGGUCUUUCCGGGCCUCCCCGGGUGACCCCGGGUCUUCCCGGGUCUUCCCGGGUCUUCCCAGGUCUUCCCAGGCCUCCCCGGAUCUCCCCGGGUCUUCCCAGGUCUCCCCAGGCCUCCCCGGAUCUCCCCGGGUCUUCCCGGGUCUCCCCGGGUCUCCCCGGGUCUUCCCGGGUCUUCCCGGGUCUCUCCGGGUCUCCCCGGGUCUCCCCGGGUCUCCCCGGGUCUCCCCGGGUCUCCCCGGGUCUCCCCGGGUCUCCCCGGGUCUCCCCGGGUCUCCCCGGGUCUUCCCGGGUCUUCCCGGGUCUCCCCGGGUCUUCCCCGCAGACCCCCCUCUUCUGUAACACGCAGACAGUGAGAGUUAGACGAGCAGAGUGGGUUAGAGAGCUAGAGAUUUUGCUGAACUUCGGCCCUAAUCACCCGUUUUGCAGGGAAAUGUUGUUGAAAUGAUUGUCUGUGCGACUGGUGUGCCAACUCCAACCGUCAAAUGGUUCAAAGAUGGACAAGAAAUUCACACGGAUGGUCCAGAUGGCAAACGUGUCAUCUUCACCGAUGAACGAGGAAUUCAUCAUCUCGUAAUCGUCAAUGCCAAUCCAGAAGAUGAAGGAGAAUACUCCCUCGAGGCAACCAACAAACUUGGAUCUGCCAAAACCGAAGGAUCGCUCAAUAUUAUUCGACCAAGACAUGCUGGCGAAUCAGCUCCAAAUGAUCGUGGAGGUCUGCCUUUCCCACCAGGAUUUGUGCGACAACUCAAGAACAAACAUGUCUUCAAUCACAUGCCGACAAUUUUCGAUUGCUUGGUUGUUGGAAACCCAACGCCUGAAGUUGAAUGGUUCCACAAUGGUAAAAAGAUCGUGCCAGGUGGCAGAAUCAAAAUCCAAUCUUGUGGGGGAGGUUCGCACGCGCUCAUCAUCCUCGACACAACUUUGGAGGAUGCUGGAGAGUACGUGGCGACUGCCAAGAACUCGCAUGGUUCAGCCAGUUCGAGCGCUGUUCUCGACGUCACUGUGCCAUUCUUGGACAACAUCAAAUUCAACGGUGAUAUUGAUGUCACACCAUAUCUUACCGAGGAAUAUGGAUUCAAAAAUUGAACACGGCAAGUCUGCCAACUCCACCCGAUCGUGGACCAUUUAUCAAGGAGGUUACUGGACAUUUCUUGACGUUGUCGUGGAUUCCGACGAAGCGAGCACCACCAAGAUAUCCGCAGGUUACCUAUGUUAUUGAGAUUCGAGAAUUGCCUGAGAAGGAAUGGACAUUGUUGGAUUACAAUAUCCCUGAACCUGUUUGCAAGGUUCGCAAUCUGGAGCUCGGAAAAUCCUACCAGUUCCGUGUGCGCGCUGAAAACAUCUAUGGAAUCUCCGAUCCUUCACCAGCUUCACCACCAUCUAGACUCAUGGCCCCACCACAACCAGUCUUCGAUCGCCGGACCAAUAAGAUCAUCCCACUUUUGGACCCCUACGCGGAACGGGCUUUGGAUCAAAGAUACGGUGAGCAAUACGCGUGUGCACCAUGGUUUGCACCGGGAGUUGUUGAAAAACGAUAUUGCGCCGAGAACGAUACACUGACGAUCAUCCUGAAUGUCAGCGGAUUCCCCGAUCCUGACAUCUCGUGGAAGUUCCGCGGAUGGGACAUUGAUACCAAGAGUCCGACGUCGAAAUGCAAAGUGUACACGUAUGGUGGAACUGAGACAACGCUGGCGAUCAGCGGGUUCAGCAAGGAUAAUGUGGGACAAUAUCAGUGUUUUGCCAAGAAUGAGUAUGGUGAAGCGCAACAGAAUAUUAUGGUGGAUUUGGCUAGUGAGUUUGGGGGGGGGGGGUUGGCUCUGAGAUAUCCUAACUCAAAACUUUUUUGCAGCUCGACCCAACUUCAUUCAACCGCUUGUCAACAAAACCUUCUCAUCUGCACAGCCAAUGAAAUUGGAUGUGAGAGUCGAAGGAGAACCAUUCCCGGAGUUGAAAUGGAUGAAGGUACGGAGUGUUUUUGGGAAGCUGAAGGGUGGACUUCUCAGGGAUAUCCUUUGAAGUUCCUAGAAUUUUUUUUUUAAAUUAAAAUCCAGGAGAAACUUAGGAAAUCUCCUGGGAUGUUAGAUAGACCUAAACAAUCUUAGGAGCUUACCUUAACAGAUAUUCAGAAGUCAAAAUUGUUAAGAUCCUAAGGGAAUCUAGAAGCUUUAGGCCAGUUCUAUAGAAACCCUUCGAAGCUCUUAACCUGAGCAAUCCGGACCUCCCUAAUCCCCCGAUGAUUCCAGGAAUGGCGACCGAUCGUUGAAUCAUCUCGCAUCAAAUUUGUCCAAGACGGACCCUACCUCUGCUCGCUGAUCAUCAAUGAUCCAUUAUGGCGUGACAGUGGAAUUUAUUCGUGUGUCGCUGUAAAUGAUGCCGGACAGGCCACAACAUCGUGUACGGUCACAGUUGAAGGUGAGCGAAAAAAAACAGAAUCAAAAUUUUCUGGCCAAAAAAAAUAAAAUCACAAUUUUUGGCCAAAAAACAGAAUCAAAAUUUUCUGGCCAAAAAAAAUAAAAUCACAAUUUUUGGCCAAAAAACAGAAUCAAAAUUUUCUGGCCAGAAAUACAGAAUCAAAAUUUUCUGGCCAGAAAACACAGAAUCAAAAUUUUUGGCCACAAAACACAGAAUCAAAAUUUUUGGCGAAAAAUAACAGAAUCAAAAUUUCUGGCCAAAAAAAACAGAAUCAAAAUAUUCUGGCCAGAAAACACAGAAUCAAAAUUUUCUGGCCAAAAAAUAAAAUCAAAAUUUUUGGCCAGAAAAAAACAGAAUCAAAAUUUUCUGGCCAAAAAAAACACAAAAUCAAAAUUUUCGGCCAAAAAAAACAUAAUCAAAAUUUUUUGGCCAGAAAUACAGAAUCAAAAUUUUUGGCCAGAAAAAAAACAAAAUCAAAAUUUUCUGGCCAAAAAAACAGAAUCAAAAUUUUUGGCCAGAAAACACAGAAUCAAAAUUUUUUGGCCAAAAAAAACAGAAUCUAAAUUUUUUGGCCAGAAAUACAAAAUCAAAAUUUUUGGCCAAAAAAAAUAAAAUCAAAAUUUUUGGCCAGAAAUACAGAAUCAGAAUUUUUGGCCAGAAAAAAACAGAAUCAAAAUUUUCUGGCCAAAAAAACAGAAUUAAUUGUACUUUUUCCAGCCGAAGGCGACUACAAUGACGUGGAAAUCGCGCCGCGACGUCGCGUCCAAAUCGAAUCGCGUCGCGUUCGCGAAACCUACGACAUCUCGGAACAAGACGAAAAGUAAUAAUAAUAAUAAUCAAAUUUCUAUGUAUCUAUUAUUGAUUGAUUGAUUUUUUGUGUGUGACGUGGCACUUGCCACGCCCACUUUUUCUUCACUUAUGCCGGUUCUUGAAAAUGUUUUUUAUGUCUGUGUGUUUUUGUAUGUGUGCCCCCAGUUUCGCUAAAUUUCCCCAAAAUUUCGGUGCUUUUUCCAUAGCCUAGUGACCCUUUUUGUUUUGGUGAGAGCCAGAGAAACGGGGGUGGCGGCGAGAGAAGAGACGCAGAGUGCCCACUGCGUCUCGAGCUUCCCGCCUUUGAAUUUUCUCGCGCAAGAUGUGCCCAAAUUUUUGCGCGUGUGAACAAAGCCACGCCCCUUUUCUCUCUCGCUCCGCCCACUUUUUGAAGAAUUUUUGCUCAACCAAAUGAAUUAUCGAUUUUUUGUCCUUGGUUUUUUGUGACGUCACGUGUGUUGUGUCCGAUUUUUGGUGAUUUUUCCGCGCGCGCCAAUUUUCCGCAUCGCAAAUUUUCAGGCACCUCCUCCGAUUUUCCACGUGGCAAAAUGAAUUUUCAGACAUUUUUUGCAGGUUUUUUCAGCUGGAACUUCUUCUGCACCUCCUCUCAUUUUGCCACGUGGAAAGGGGCGGAGCUAAAAAAUCCGCCAUCGCCAAAAAAAAUACCACCAUUUUCUCCAAAAAUCGGACAUUUGUCCCCAAAAAUGUCUGCGUCUCUCACCUAUGUACACUCUCUCUCUCUCUCUCUCUAUCUCUCACAUUUUUCCCGCCAAUUUUUUUUUGAUAUCAAAUUACUACGGGGGGAAAUAGUGUGAGAGAUAGAGAGAGACACAGAGAAACAAAUUUUGAUCCCCCAAAAAAAUUGAGAGAAAUGGUGGUAUUUUUGCAGGCUGGCGGCGGAUGGAGCACCAUUUUGGGUGACGGAAAAGUUGGGCGUGGCUCCAGGAGCACCAAAAGUUGGCGCCACACCGCGACGCUUUUUGGCGCAAUUGCGCCCCAUUGAUGACGCGUUGCGGCGCCACGUCGAAAUUCACAAUUCGUUGGAUGAUCCUGGUAUUGUGCAAUUGCAUCGGGUGCUCAAAGAUGAGCAAUUGGCGCUUGUCGUUUUUGAGAAGUUGGUUUUUUUUUGUUUUCGGGAAGAUCUGGGUUACAGUGGAUUUUCCAUCAAAAAAUGUCCUUGAAAUUUGCUACAAAAUGAGGUACAGUAGUCCUGGGUUACUGUAGAUGUUUGAUUCAAAAUUCUGAAAUAUCUAGUUUUAUUUUGUAACUCUCGAAAUUUGCUUCAAAAUGAUAUACAGUAGUAGGCUAGGGUUACUGUAGAUGUUUAAGAUUCUAAAAUUUUCCUUUUUUUCUAGCUCUUGAAACCUUCGACAAUAGGAUCUACAGUAAUCCUGGGUUACUGUAGAAUUUUGGUUCAAAUUUCAAAAAUUUUUAAUUUUUUUGGAAUAAUUUUAAGCCCUUGAUUUGAGCUACCAGAUGAGCUACAGUACUCCUGGGUUACUGUAGACUUUCAAUUUAAAAAAAACCUCUCAGAAUUUCAGAAAAUUUAUUUCUAAUAAACCAGAAGUACAGUAACCCAGGAGUACUGUAGACUGAAAUGUUUUCUAAAAAGCUCUUGAAAUUAUCUACAGUACUAUUGGAUUACUGUAAAAUUUAAAGCUCUCAAAAAUCUACAGUAAUCUUGGAAACACAAUUUUUUUCUGAACGAAAAAAAACAACAACACUCCGCAUUUACACCCCAAAACCUUUAUUUUUUCCAUCAAAUCAAAAUUUAUCCCAAAAAAUUGAGCGCUUUUUGCGCCAACAUAUGAACUGGUCCCGGAAUUAAUCCCAAAGGCGUUGAAUUCGCAGAAAAUAUGAAGAAAAUUGUGAAAAUUAGGAGAAUUUUCAGCAUUUCUAGACUUCUGAAGUUUCAGAAUAAUCGAACAAAAAAUGGAGAUGAAAAUGAUUUUUUGGGGAAAAUAGGGAGUCUGGAACUCGUAAAAAUUGAUGGGAAUUUUUUUAUGGGAUGAUUUUUGAUUUCUGAGAAUCUAUAGCUGAAAAUUUUAAGUUUCAGUUCUAACUUCAAGCCUGAAAUUCUGAGCUUCAUUUUAGAAAUUCUCAAAUUCUAGCUUCGAUUUUCGCGCCAAAAAUUUUUUAUUCAAAAAAAAAUUAACAAGAUUCAUUUUUGAAGAAAAUUUUGGCGCCAAAACCACUACACCCUCCUGCUGAAUCCGAUAAAAAUCAAUCAAAAUGUGUAAAAAAAAUUGGGUCCAGAUGGCGUAAUUCUCAAAAACAAAUUUAUUUUACACACUUUCCUACACACACUUGAAAAAAUUUUCGCGCCAAAAAUGUUCACCCUGGUGGAGGACAAUUGGUGAGUUUUCUCCCACUCACACAAAAAAACUAUAAAAAAAGUUUCUAUCAAUUUGUCAGGUGUUUUGUUUUUGUUUAAAACAAGCUGGCAAAAAUGAGGGAUAUUUUACGGAGAGAGUGUGAGGUUUUGAGAGACGCAGAGCCGUUUUUUGCAUGUAAAAAUGAUGGGGAGAGAGUGUGGGGAGUUGAGAGGGUUUAGAGAGCUGCACAGAGCUGAUAUACGAUUUUUUGAGUUGGAUUGAUUAUUUUCUGAACGGGUAUUUUUUGUCUGAAUAGACUCUAGUUAUGGUGCGAGUCAGUUUUGAGUGGUGAGUUUGAGAUUGACACAUUUUUUGCAGGAAAUUUUGAAAAUUUCUAUGAAAAUUCACAUUUCCUCUCGUUUUAACCCACAGAAUCCCAUUUUUCCUUGGAAAAUUAAAAAAAAACGAAAAAAAAAAUAAAUAAUAAAUAUACGGUAUUCUUCAAAGGCACACAACUGCCACACACAAAUAUCUCGCGAAAACGCGCGCACUUGCAAAUUCAAAUUUAUUAUUUUUAUUUUUUCGCAUUUUUUCAAUUUUCUCGCGUGGGAAACCGGAGUUUUCUGACGGAAAAUGGAGGUUUCUUGAUUUCUAGGUAAAAUUAAAAGUUCCCAAAGUGUUUCACCCAAUUUUUCCAUAUAAAAUAUCGAUUUUUCAGCGCCAACUCCACACUUUCGCACCUAACACAUCCGGGAUGCGAAGUCAAAUCCGCGCACGGACAAAAUCGCGAGACAUGCGUUCGCGUCUUCGUCCGCCAACUUCUUCUCGCCUUGAAACACAUGCACGACUUGCGAAUCGCUCAUUUGGAUUUGCGACCCGAGACAAUUUUGUUGCAAGAUGACAAGCUGAAGUUGGCCGAUUUUGGGCAAGCCAGACGAUUGUUGCGAGGCUUGAUAACCGGCGAAAUUCGCGGAAGUCCCGAAUUUGUGAGCCCUGAAGUUGUGCGGGCUUAUCCGUUGACUUUGGCCACAGAUAUGUGGAGCUGCGGUGUUUUGACCUAUGUUUUGUGAGUUUUUUGAAAACACGCGACGCACAACCGCAACGCGUCUAAAACAUAUUUUCGAAAAAAAUUAAAUGAAAACAUGAAUUUUUUCGGAAAAUAAAAAAAACGAAAAAAAAAGAAUAAACAUACGGUAUUUUUCAAAGGCACACAACUGCCUCACACAAAUAUCUCGUAGCGAAAACGCGCGCACAUGCAAAUUCAAAUUUAUCAUUUUUAUUUUUCAAUUUUCUCGCGUGGGAAACCGGAGUUUCCUGACGGAAAAUGGAGAUUUCUUUACCUUUUUCAAAUGAAAAUGACACGUCAUUUUAAAAUUUAUUAUUUCUGAAAACUGGUUGAAAAUUAAAAGUUAGUGUAAGCUCUAAAAUCGAAUUUUCAUGAUUUCUAGCUUAAAAUUAUCGAUUUUUCACCCAAAAACCCCAAAUUUUCCAGACUUUCCGGAUUAUCUCCGUUCCACGGCGACAAUGAUAAUGAAACCUUGGCAAAUGUCGACAAAUGUCAAUAUGAUAACUCGCCUUUGGGAAAUUUCUCAAGUGAUGCUUCGGAUUUUGUCCAGAAGUUGCUGUUGGAAAUUCCAGCGUGAGUUUUGGGUGAAAAUUAUCGAUUUUUGAGCGGAAAACCAUGAAAAUGGGCCAUUUUUGGUGCAUUUUGGCUCAAAAUUUAGCAUUUUUCAUGAUUUGAAACCGAUUUUUAGGCAUCGAAUGACUGUUGAUGAAGCUCUCCAACAUCCUUGGAUCAAUUGCGAAUCGCUGAAAAAUGAGCCACUUUCAGCUGAUACUUUGAGAGAAUUCAAAUAUCAACACAAAUGGCUGGUAAGUUGGGAAAUUAUUGAUUUUUUUUCAAUCUGAAACUAGACUCUAGUUUCAUUUUGAAGCCCUUGAAAUUGUCUACAAAAUGAGCUCUGAAAAUAGCCUCAAAAUGGGAAAAAAAUUUUUAAACGAUACUCCGGUUGACACUUGUUUUUCGGAUAUUUCUGAAACUAGACUCUAGUUUCAUUUUGAAGUCCUAGGAAUUAUUUGAAACAACGACACUCCGGAUGACAGGCGGAGUGUCGUUGUUUCAAAUUUUUUUUCAAAGUUAGAAGAAAAUCCCUGAAAAAAUUUUUUUUUUCUUUUUUUUUUGCUCUAAAAAAUCGGCCUAAGUACACAAAAAGCGGAUAAAUCAACAUUGUGCGCGGGAGCAUUUUUCUAGUGGCUUGGAAUUUUUUGCGCUCGAAAAAAAAUCCAAAUUUUUUUUUGUUCCAGGAACGACGCGUUUUUGUGCAACAAACACCCAGUGAACAGAUUUUGGAAGCACAGUGUCCACAAGACGACGUUUCUGCGUCUCUUUUCGAAAAAUCUCUCGUUUCGGUAGAGCGCGUUUGCUCGUUUGUCUUUUUUCAAUGGAAAAAUCGAAUUUUUUGCCGAUUUUUCAACUUUUUCUUGUUUUUACUCAGUGUUAUUGUUGUUUUUUCUUAAUUUCAUGAACGAUUUCCUAUUCUAUGAAUGUCAGAGAACAUUUUCAUGUAUAGAUCGUUUCAUAAAGUAACGCCAUAAUGCCGUUCAAAAAUUUUAAAGAUUUUCGUUCGUUUUUCAGGUUUUUUGGGUGUCACCAAAAAGUGAAGAAUACACAUUUUUCGAACUUUUUGGGAUACGAGGACCACAUUUGGGAUGAAAUGGGAUAGAUUUGGACCAAUUUUAACGACGACAGAUUUAUUUUCAUAUGAAUCGAUGGAUGUUACCAGUGGUGCGUUGAACUGUUUUCUGAUGCUUGUUUGGAUAUAAAAUGAUUCGAAUAUGAUGGGAGAGAAGCAAAUUAAGCUUUUCGUAGGUUUUUUGCUUCAGAAAUUUGAUAAUAACGAAAUUUAUAACGGUAUUAUUGCAGGUUCACGCUGGUCAUCGCUACGUUUGGACAUUUACUUGUUCAAAAAGUAUGUAACUGCUCGUGAUAUUUGAUUUUUGACAAAAUCGUAAUCGCAUUGGAUGUAUCUGAUCGUAAUUUCGAAUCAACCACACAUUUUUUCAAUGAGGAACAUUGCGAUAAACUCGCGCUGGAGGAUCUGGCUUUCCAACACCAACAUCAGGAAAUUUGUUAUUCAGAGUACUAGAGGACAGUGAAAAACAUCGAGAACACACAUGAAAAUCCACUUGACAAUGUAUAUGUUGGAACUAUGAAGAAAAUAGCGGUCGUUGGAGAGGGUUGUAUAUGUUUGAUGGCUCAAAAGAUGAUUAAUUGAGAGGAACUCAUAUUUCAACAGUAACAUCCGACUCUUCUUAUUGCUAAAUUCAAAUUUUGGAGCUUGGUAGAGAUUUGACGAUAUUUUUUCUGAAGUUGAUUGGAAAAGUUGAGUUUGAAUCGAAGAAUGACGUUCCUUAUUUGCCAAAAUUAUCGAUUUGUGAUAUUCGGAGCUAUAUAACUCAGCUAAAAAGUUCAUUCGAAUCCUGACAAUCUUUUUGUUGUAUAUUUUCAUAUUGCCUUUCUGCUGAUGUUAAUUUUCAGCCGGUUUUUCAAAAAUGUUUUUGUAAGACACGACUUUCUAUUAUUUAUUAAUGAAUAUUUAUUUAGAUAGUUCGUUUUUUGUUACAUAAAACUUUAUCAUUUAGAUUUUUCAGUUUUUCACACUUGAAUUCAGGUAUUUCUUAUUUUUUAAAUUAAAAAACGCUCAAAUAAACGUGUUUUGCUGAUUGCAAGAAUUUUUAGGCUCGAAACUUCUUAUUCCUAGCAUCACAUAAACUGGUAUACUUUGAUUCACGUAAUUCCUGGCAUCUAGAAGUAAAUUUACCAAAAAUUUCGUGAAAUUUCAGCUAAAAUUCUUCAUAAAAAACACAUAAGUUUUUCUUUCGAUUUUAUAGCCUUCAAAAUUUCAAAAAUGGAACUAAAUGUUAUUUCUCUGUCUUCCUUUCAUCCUCCUCUACUCGCUCAUAUACCAUUGUUCCCGUGAAUUUCUCGAAUUUUUUGAAAAAUUUCGAAAAAAAUUCAAAAAAAUUGAAGAAAAAAUGAGAGAGUGUUGUUUGCUGUAGAGACGCAGACAACGAGAGAGCGCACACACCUCGCGUCGUCCUGUGGAUAUUGUGGGAAGCGAUUUUGGUGAGUUUCCCGAUUUUUAUACGUUUCAAAAAACAAUUUUGCAGGGCGCUCAAGAGCUCGCCAAAAACCAUGCACCACAACCAAUAACACCCGAAAAACGUCCGGCCGAAAUCUACGAACAUCUUCGAAUUAAGCCCCGCCCACCGCCAGAAGUCGAAUAUAUUCCGAAACGGCCAAGACAGGAGCAGAGAGAAGCACCCACCCAAAAACAACAAUACGGUGUGAUUCAGGACCCGCGAGAUUUUCUGCUUGAAGAGCAAGAGGAAAGGCUUCCGCGAGGUAUUCCGCAACCUCAAGGACAACCAGCACACGAUUCCGGAAGGUUCAGAGAGCCCGAAAGACAUCGAGAACAAGAUCAGAGGUAUCCGGAGGUAGAUCAAUACGGUCGACCGGUUUACGAUCCACGUGAACUUUCACGCCGACCGAUUUCGCUUGACGACGAACCUUUCUACGUGGACGAAUACGGUAAUCCGAUCGGAUUAGAGGAAUUUGGAGAAGAACAUCCCGUGAAUAAUAUGGUGGCGCAAGAGAAACGAAAAUUGGUGCCGCAAGAUAAGGGAGAGACGCCGAGUCAGAGGAAGAAGAAGGUUGAGGAGCAACAGCAGCAACAGCAAAAUGCGCAGCAAAAGGUGAGCAUUUUUGGGAAGAUUUGGAGCUUUUAUAGGACAAAUCAAGAAUUUUGGAGCAUUUUGAGCUCAAAUCCAGCGGUUUUCGGGGGUUUGGAGCAUUUUGAGGUCAAAAUUGGGUAAUUUUAGGAAAUUUAGAGCGCUUCGAACCCCAAAUGGAGAUUUGGAGCAUUUUUAGCUCAAAUUCAUGGGUUUUCGGCUAUUUGGAGCAUUUUUGAGCUCAAAUUUGGGGAUUUUUGCUAUCUGUAAGAAUUGGGAGCGGAAAUUCGGGGGAUUUUUUGGAUUUAAAGCAUUUUGAGCUCAAAUUCAUGGGUUUUCGGCGUUUUGGAGCACUUUGAGCUCAAAUUCGAGCAGUUUUGUGUUAUUUUCAGCAUUUUGAGCUCAAAUUCGAGCAGUUUUGUGUUAUUUUCAGCGUUUUGAGCACAAGUUCAAACUGUUUUGUCUAAUUUGGAGCAUUUUGAGCUCAAAUCCAGCGGUUUUCGGGGGGUUUGGAGCGUUUUUGAGCACAAUAGUCAAACUUGUUGAGAAAUCAAGAUAAUUUUGCUCCAAAUUUAGAUUUGGAGCAUUUUGAGCUAAAAAACUGAGAUUUUUUAGAAUUUUGAACAUUUUACUUCAAAAAAAUUUUCAACAAAAAGUUUCAAAAAUAUUAUUCAUAAUUCAAAAAUUAUAAAUUUUUUUUCAAAACACAAAAUAUUUAUGUAAAGAUACUUGAUGGAACAACAGUUGUUUCCUUUUUCUUAAACCAAAAAAUACUUUUAAAUUUCUUAAAAUUAGCAAUAAUAUAAGUGAUUGGAAUAAUAUUCACAUAAUUUGUUUGGAAUUUGCAAAGUAAUAUUUCUGUUAAAAAUGGAAAUUGAGGGAAAUGAAACCAAAAUAUGAUUCCGAUAAAUUUGAUCAUACACGACAUGAAAAUUGGCAUAUUUUGAUAAAUAAUUGAUAAUUCUGUGCGACGACGUGUUUCGGAAAAUAUAUGUUUGUUUUUAUGCACGGCGUAUAAUAGAAGAACGUGUGCAAAUAGGGAAAAGUAAGAAAUUGAUAGAGUUUUGAUAGCCAAAUACUUUCGAAACCAAAUAUUUUCAAUGUGAAUAAAUGUGCUAUAAUUUGCGCAGUGGAAGUUGUCCUCAAGUAGAAUCUUAAGAUCACAACCUUCUACAAAGUUACAUUCAAAUUUUGUCAAAAUUGUGUCAAUAAUAAUAUGUAUAAAGACCAAGAUUAUCAAUGCUUUCAAACAUUUUCCAUCGACUAAUUUUGCCAGUUUUUUCAAGUUUAGUACAAUUAUGAAACGUUGAAUUGCGAUUAGAAGAAUGAAAUCCAUUCCCGAGUCGACGUGGGGAUGAAUCAUUGCUUGAAUAACUGCGAUUCUAAAAAAUUUAAAAAAUUUUUUUUCCACGUUUCACAACUCACACUCCGAAAAAUCCCCAAUACCAAGGAAGUUGUUUUUCAUUAUUCAACACCUUCACCAAAUACAUCAACGCUAAAUUACUCCAGAAUGAAAUGAAAUUCAAAAAAUCGACCGCAAUCAGCAGAAAAAUUGCGACUUGAAUUGGAAAAAUGAGAUUUUCACGUGUAUCGUUUUUUGUUUUGGUGAACAAAAUGAGAUAGAGAAUUUGAGAAGUGAAUGUGACAACAUCCAAUAUUCGCUGGAAUAUGUAGAAAGUGGUGUAAAAAAUGUCGAGCAGCAUUAUAUUGCUAUCAAAAAUCAGCGAAAAUAAAGCUUAAAUUCAGGGGAUAUGGCUGCAAUUAUGGGUUAGAAUAAUUUAAAGUUCAUUCAAAUCGAUUCGUGUGAUAUCUAUAGGUUUUUUGUUGACUUAUAUGACUUUUGGAACUUUUUGUGAACCAAACUAUAGCUUUGAAGUUUUUCUCACAAGUUAACAUUUUAUUAAUUAGGUAUACUUGUCGGAACUACACUUCCUAGCUUUUUCGUCGUUUUUUUCCAAAAAUGUUUGAUUUUGACUAAAUGUGCGAUGGUAUAGGUGACCGGAAUCACAUUUAACACUGUCGUUUCGGACGUGCAUAAUAGGAAGUGUCGGAUUUCUCCAGGAAGUUCAGGGGUCACAAACCAACAGAAGAUUCCGAGAAGGUUUAGCUGAAGUUUGCACAAUCUUUCACCUUCUAGAAGCUUCGACUUACCAGGCUUUGAAUGAAAAUCGGCAAAUUUUGGUAGAUUAUUGAUAGUUCCACCCGUUUUUUCGUUUCGGACAUCAGGUUUUCGUUUUUGUGAAUAUGGUAUAACAUGAUUAGAUGGAGAAUCAGGGAAAUAUAACAAACUACAAAUUCGGUGUAUACUUCGUACACUAUGUAGUUUUCAUGUGUUAUAUUCCAACUUUUCUUAUUACAUGUGAAAUUAUCACGAAGCAACAUUAGGUUUUUACAAGAGAUUUCGAGGCGACAACUGGCUUUCAUAACAAUGGAGCUGAAGAUUAUCUCAAAGAAUCCGAGAGUUAUCCAAAAUUUGAGCCAACUUCCCUCAACGAAUUUUGAGAGUCUUCGAAAGUCUAGAACUAUUAUGAAACGUUGGAUUGCGAUGAGGAAAAUUAGCAAGAUUCCAGCGUCGUUUGGCGGAGCAAUUAGGGGAAUGAAUUCGAAGAAACUGGAAAAAUAAGAAGAAUUCUAUUGAGUUAGCCUAACUUACUUACAAUAUGAAGAUAUACAUAAUGGGCGAUGUUUUCCAUAACAACCAUACGAAAAAUGUGUUGAGAAUAAAUAGGGACCAAACUAUGGAAUAAUAGAGAAUAUAUAGAAAAAUGAGAUGUUGGAUGGGGUAGAUUAGGGUUUUUCGCUCGUCUUCACUGGAUUUUGAGAAUAGAUAGAAAUAUAUUGGUCGAAAUAAUAAUGGGAUAUUGGAAAUUGUGGAGCCAAAUAUGAAACGCGUGAAUUCGAGAAUUUCGAAAAUGCUCAUUUUUUUUGUGGUGAAAAAAACAUGAUUUUUAGCAUUCUUCGGUUAGUAUAAUUGUAUGGUUCAAGUCAGAUAUGCAGAAAAAUAAUUAUACUUUAUGUAGUGUACUUAGUGGAACUACAGCACCUCCCUUUUUUCUUCCAAAUCAAAAUUUUCAAUCGAUCAAAAUGUGCAAUGGUAUAAGUGAUUGGAAUCACAUUGAGCACCGUUGUUUCUGUGUAGCACAAUAGAAAAUAUUUGAUUUCGCCAGGAAUUUGUGGGAAAAUGUAGUGGGCUAAGAUGCCGAAAAGUUUUAGCUGCAAUACAAUUUGUGUGCAUGUGUAACAAAUCUAUGUACUCACUGAGGUUAAAAUGAAAAUCGGCAUAUUCUGAAAGAUUAUCGAUAAUUCUACUCGUUUUUUUGUUUCCGACAUCACAUGCUUGUUUUUGUGCACAUAAUUUAGAAUUAUGAGAUGGGUAAUUAGGAAUAUGAUUGAUAUUAUUAAUGAAUUGUAGAUUCGGUAUUUUAUAUAUGUUUCGGCCUAUAACAAAUGACUUAAGUAAAGUUAGCCGUGAAGCUUGAACCCGGGAAUCACAAAAUGAACCUACAUUUCGUUGUAAACGACUUUUUGCACCACACGAGAUGUUGUCUCUGACGAACAUUAGCAAUUCACAACUAUGAUUAUGCUUACACUGUGUUUUCUCGAUAAUCGAUUUCAAAAUUAUCUCAACGAAUAUGAUUCUGAUCCAAAAUCUUAGCCAUUUUCCAUCGACGAAUUUGACAAAUUUCUCGAAAUCUAGAACGAUAAUAAGUCUUUGAAUUGCGAUUAGAAAAAUGAAGUUUGUUGAAGCAUCGUUUGAAAUUGAGGCGAAUGUAAUCAAUAUAGAAAAUCUAUAAUUUCUGGUUAUUAUUGUAGAUAGAGUUAGACUAAAUAACUUACACUGCGAAAAUUGAAGCCAACACUCGAAAAUUCAGCCAGAUUGAUAGUUCCAUUAGAGCUAAUAUCAUUGCUAAUAGUGUCCAAAUCAUUGAAUAGUAAAUUAUGUAAAACGAAAUGGCACGAUGUAUUUUAUAAAUUAGAGUGUCUCUUUCAUCCUUUUCUGCCUUCAUUAGAAGAUAGAAAUAUAUAGGUCUGGCGAUUAAAGGAACAUUUGCGAUUAUUGUUCUAAAAGUCACAAAAAUCGCGUUCAUCGAGAAGAAUUUUUGUUUUGUUUUCUAGAUUUCGGUUUCUUCUUUAGAAAACUGGGUAAUUAUGGGGUUUUUUUUGGAUAAUGUCAAACAAAUUACCUGAGUUUAAAAGAAAAAAGUCAGACCUGAAAAAAACUUAAUCAUUUUUUGGGUCAGAAAAAUAAAAAUGUUCUCGGAAAAAUAGUCUUUACCCAAAUUUUCGUUAGCUUCAGGUUCCGAUUCGAAUGAUUCGCGGAGAGCGUCGUGAAAUUGAGGAGGAAAUUGCGAAUCGGAUUUUGUCGGAUAUUUCGGAGGAGGGAUCGAUUGCUGGAAGUUUGGCGAGUUUGGAGGAUUUCGAAAUUCCAAAGGUGGGGGAAUUCUGGAUGGAAAGCUGAAACUAAUAUGAGCAAUGUUUUUGAAAUUUCGGAAUUUCAGACAAUUUUAUGAGAAAUUUGAAGUUUCUGAAAAUCUCAAACUAUACUCUAGUUUUACCCUAGAAAAUAUCCAAGCAUUUUUUCUUGAAAUUUUUUUUUCACUUGAAGAGCAAUAUUCCAAACUAGACUAUACUUUUGCCUCCCAGAAAAUCCGAUGAAAUUCUCAACAAAAAACAUAAAAUAACACAUCUGGUAAACAUAAAAUUGCAGGAUUUUGUUGUCGAAACUUCGGAGCCAUCAACACCCACACUUACACCAGAAGUCACUGUUAGAGAGCAAUGUCCGCAACAGCAACGAGCAGAGACGCAGACACCAACACAACAAUCGCCACGACCUUCUGGAGCCGCUGCUGCUGGUGAAAUUAUUCCGCCGAAAGUCACUUAUCCGGACGCGGUUUUGGCUGGAUUACCGGCUGCGGAUCGACAGGUAUGACUGGAAUUUGGGAUUUGGGAUACUGUAGAAUUUUGGCGGAGCAUUUUGAGACCAAAUAAGCCUAGGCUCCUGGGUUACUGUAGAUAUCUGGCCCGAAAAAUUUGGAGCAUUUUGAGACUAAACAAGCUUUGGUCCUUGGGUUACUGUGGAUCCAUAUUCCUACAGUAACCCAAAUUUCUACUGUAGAUUGUUUUUUGACGAAAUUUCCAUUCCCAAAAAAUACGUUUCAAAAUUUUCAUAUGAAAAAUUUUCUUCUUCUUUCAAUUUUAUAUUUCUGGCUGAAAAUCUGAAAAAUUUGGAUUACUGUAGGGUUUUGGCGGGAAAAUUUGGAGCAUUUUGAGACCGAAUAAGCCUAGGUCCUUGGGUUACUGUAGUUUUGAACCCGGGAAAAAUUGAAAUUCAAAAAUCUAGGGUUACUGUAGAUUUUUUUCCGCAAAAUCUGCAAUUUUCAAAAAUCCCCCUGUCGAUUUUCGAUCUAAUCUCCAAAAAAACCCGCAAAUUCUCUCCCACGCGCUCAAAAAAACGCUAAAAUCAACAGAAAAUCUCAAGUUGAGCCAAUUGCGCACUCUUAGAGAGCACGCAAAUUUGAGAGAGCGCCAGAGAAUUAGAGAAAUCUCUCACUAUAUGUUUCUUGCUUCAACUUUGACUAACUUUUGUGUUUUUUCCUAUUGAUUAGCUAUAUAUUAUUUUCCACAGUACUAGACUGUAGUUUACCGGGCUCUAAGAUGAGCAAUCAGAAAACAACUAUGCAUAUUUCGCCAUCCCUGAAACCUGCGCAGAAUACUACACCGCAGGUUAAAAUCUCGUGUCUCGACAGGAAAAUUGAGCAAAAACUGACGGCUCACUUGCAGCAAGUUGAAAAGGUAGCACCGGGAAAAUUGAAGCAGAAAAAUGGUGAAAAUCCCGCCAAUCAGGAGCUUGUGAAAGUGCCAAAAGUUUUGAUCAAAGAGGUAGUUAGGAGCACACUUCUCUGAGCACUUUUAUCCUUUUUGCACCGCUAAUUUUCAUGCACCUUUAACCUUUUUUGGGGGAAAUUUGGAGCAUUUUAAGACCCAUUGAGCCUAGGGUUACUGUAGAGAAAUUUGGAGCAUUUUGAACCUAAAUAUGCUCAAGAUUACUGUACGAUGGUCAAAAACUGAGCUACAGUAACCUAAUGCACAUUUGAUCUCAAAAAGUUCGAAAUUUUUAGCUCGAAAUUUCUACAGUAACCCCAAUUCCUACUGUAGAUUCAUUUUUUGAUCCCAAAAAAUUUGAAAUUUCAAUCCGAAAAAAAUACGUUUCAAAAUUUUGAUAUGAAAAAUUUUUGAAAUUUUUUUUUGAUACUUCUGUUCGGUUCUAUUCAAAAUUAUAUUAUGUUGGCUGAAAAUCUGAAAUUUUCGGGUUACUGUAGGGCACGAAAAUUUGGAGCAUUUUGAGAUCAGAUGAGCCUAGGGUUACUGUAGAGAAAUUUGGAGCAUUUUGAGCCUAAAUAUGGCUAGGGUUACUGUACGAUGUUUUGUUCUGGAAUUUUUUGACUCAAAAACUGAGCUACAGUAACCCAAAGCACAUUUGAUCUCAAAAAAGUCCGAAAUUCCUAGCUCGACAUUUCUACAGUAACCCCUAAUUCCUACUGUAGAUUCAUUUUUUGGUCCCAAAAAAUUUGAAAUUUCAAAACCCAAAAAAAAUACGUUUCAAAAUUUUGAUAUGAAAUUUUUUUUGAUAGUCAGCAAUUUGAUGAAUUUGGCUGAAGAUCUGAAAUUUUUGGGUUACUGUAGGGCACCGAAAUUUGGAGCAUUUUGAGAUCAGAUGAGCCUAAGGUUACUGUAGUGAAAUUUGGAGUAUUUUGAGCCUAAAUAUGGCCAGGGUUACUGUACCAUGUUUUGUUCUGAAAUUUUUUGAGUCAAAAACUGAGCUACAGUAACCCUAAGCACAUUUGAUCUGAAAAAGUCUGAAAUUCCUAGCUCGACAUUCCUACAGUAACCCCCAAUUCCUACUGUAGAUUCAUUUUUUGGCCCCAAAAAUUUUGAAAUUUCAAUCCGAAAAAAAUACGUUUCAAAAUUUUGAUAUGAAAAAUUUUUGAAAUUUUUUUUCUGAUAGAUAUCAUUUUGUGAUCUUGGCUGAAAAUCUGAAAUUUUUGGGUUACUGUAGGGCACGAAAAUUUGGAGGUUUUUAUGACCAGAUGAGUCUAAGGUUACUGUAGACUUUGAGCUCAGGAAAUUUGGAGCAUUUUGAUACUAAAUAUGCUCAUGAUUACUGUACGAUGUUUUGUUCUCGAAUUUUUUGAGUCAAAAACUGAGCUACAGUAACCCUAAGCACAUUUGAUCUCAAAAAGUUCGAAUUUCCUAGCUCGACAAUCCUACAGUAACCCCAAUUCCUACUGUAGAUUCAUUUUUUGGACCCCAAAAAUUUGAAAUUUCAAUACCCAAAUUCAAUAUAAAAAAAUACGUUUCAAAAUUUUGAUAUGAAAAAUUUUUUAAAUUUUUUUUGAUGCUACUGUUCGGUUCAAUUCAAAAUUCUAUUAUGUUCGCUGAAAAUCUGAAAUUUUUGGGUUACUGUAGGGCACGAAAAUUUGGAGCAUUUUUGGACCAGAUAAGCCUAGGUUACUGUAGGGUUUUUGUAGCUAAAAAUUGUUUUAAACCAGCCUAGAGAGCACACAAAACCAAGAGACCCAGACAUAUUCAAUUUUUUUCGCAGAUUUUGGAGCAAGCUGAAAACGACCCCAAUAUCCCGGUCGGAGCUCCACUUUUCCUCGAAGGAAUUCACGGUGAUUUGACAGUUGACACAACUUCGGCUUCUGGAUUGAUCAAGUUGGUUUUUUUUUCAGAUUUUCAUCUGAAAAUCUAGAUUUUCAGCCAAAAAUCUGGAAAUUUUUUUGCAGAGUAACAUCACCGGCUCAAACUUUGAGCCCCAAUCCAAAAUCACCGAGAAGAUCGACGCCUGGAACCAAGAGUCCAGUUAUGCUAAGUCCAAGACAGGAGCAUUCGAUGGAGGUGAGUUGGAGGCCUAGAUUUAGGCCUGAAGUUGGGCCUGACGCUGGGCCUAGAUUUUUCAGUUUAGCCUAAGCCUAAGCCUAUGAGUUUGGAUAAGCCCAAGCCUAAGCCUAUGAGUUUAGCCUAAGCCUAAGCCUAUGAGUUUGGAUAAGCCUAAGCCUAAGCCUAUAAAUUUGGAUAAGCCUAAGCCUAUGAGUUUGGAUAAGCCUAAGCCUAGAAAUUUGGAUAAGCCUAAGCCUAAGCCUAUGAGUUUGGAUAAGCCUAAGCCUAUAAGUUUGGAUAAGCCUAAGCCUAUAAGUUUGAAUAAGCCUAAAGCUAGGCCUAGAUUUUGAGUUGGGCCUGACUUUGAGCCUAGAUUUUGGUCAAGCCUAAGCCUAGAAAUUUGGAUAAGCCUAAGCCUAUAAAUUUGGAUAAGCCUAAGCCUAUGCGUUUGGAUAAGCCUAAGCCUAAGCCUAUGAGUUUGAAUAAGCCUAAGCCUAUGCGUUUGGAUAAGCCUAAGCCUAAGCCUAUGAGUUUACAUAAGCCUAAACCUAAGCCUAUGAGUUCGGAUAAGCCUAAGCCUAAGCCUAUGAGUUUGGAUAAGCCUAAACCUAAGCCUAUGAGUUCGGAUAAGCCUAAGCCUAAGCCUAGAAAUUCUCAGGCUUGAGCCUAAUCUGAGCCUAAUUUUUUCCCAGGUCCUCAUCGCUACAAAACGUGGAAAGCCCGGAUUUUUGCCACCCGGAGAAUUGGCGCCAGAAAUUGAUGAUGAUGACGCAUUUAUGGAUAAGCACAAGAAACAGGUGAGCACUUUUUUUUGCUCCAAAAAUCUCGAAUUUUUUUUUAUUCCAGAUCAAACCAUCCGAUCAUGACAAUGAUUUCCGCGACGAAAAAGAUCGGUUGGAAAAAGAUCGGAAUCGUCGAACUGUCAACUUGGAUGAUCUCGACAAAUAUCGGCCUGCCAACUUCUAUCGAGAUGAUGAUAAUGAUGCGAACACUUCUGGAGACAUUGAUGAUUCACCAUGGGAUUCGCACUAUCAAAUCGGACCCGACACUUAUUUGAUGGCUGCUCGCGGAGCCGCCUUCAAUUCGAGAGUUCGAAAUUAUCGCCAGGAGUUGUUUGGAGUUGGCGCGCCCACUGUUCGCCAGGGAUUUUUGGGAGUUCGCAACCGCGAUAUUACUGUUCGCGAACGUCGCAGAUAUACUGACAUCUUGCGAGAGACGAAUUUGGGAGUGGCACCCAAAUCUUCGGAACAUGCCACGUUGCAAAAAUCGGGAAGUGCUGCGAAUGCUAUCGAAAGAAUUCGUGCGGAUAUUGAGAAGGUUGCACCGUCGGCGACGAAACGGAAUGCGGAUGGAAGUGGGUUUUUGGGGAGGGGGGGGCUUUGCGGAAAUGACGCGGAAGGUCGCGGAAAAUUUGAAUUUGGUGCUAAAAAUCCAAAUAGAUGAAUUUUGAGAAAAAAUGCCACGUGGCUUUUUGAAAAUUCGAAAAUUUUGGCUCCUGAAAAUUUGGAACAAAAUCCUCUAAAUCUCCUCAAUUUUUUUUGAAAUCUGAAAAAUUUCAAAGUUUCGAUGAAAAUCCACGUGGAAUUCACUGUGAAAAUUCUCACAGAAUUUUUUCCAGAUUUUGAGAAACAAUUUUUUUUAAAAAUUUGGAAAAAAAUUUUUUUUUUAAUUUUUCCCUAAAUGCCACGUGGCAAUAGUUUUUGAUUGUAUUUUUGAAGAUUUUUUGCACGUGAAAAAAAUUCAAGCAAAUUCGCGGAAAUUCGUGUUUUUUUUUCCUUUUUUCAAAUUUUUGAAGAAAUUCUAAGUUUUAUUGAAAAAAACUGUUUGAUAAUAAAUUAUAUCAAAAUUUUGAAACGUAUUUUUUUGUUUUUGAAAAUAUCGAAUUUUUUGAAUCAAAAUUUGAAUGAAGCUAUUUUGAGUUAUUUAUUUUGAAAAUUUUGAAAAAAGUUAUUUAUUUUAAAAAUUUUGAAAAAAAAAUCUUCCAAAUUUUUCGCCCAAUUGCCUGCCACGUGGAAUUGCAGUUUUAAAAAUUUAAUUUUUCAGAAUUUUCCAGCUGAAAUUUGAUUUAAAAAAUCAGAAUUUCCCAGAUUUUUCAAAUUUCUCAAAAUUUUUGAGCUGUAAAUUUCAAAAAAAAUUUCAAAAAAAAAAUUUCAGAACUUUUCACUAUAAAAUUCAAAAAAAUCUAAAUUUAUACCAAAAUUUUCCGAAUUUUCAGAUUUUCCAGAAAAUCCCCAAAUUUUUCGAGCUGGAAAAUUACAGAAUUUCCCAUAUUUUUCAAAAUUUUUGGGUUGUAAAUUUCAAAAAAAAAAUUCAGAAAAAAAUUUCAGAACUUUUAAUUAUUAUAAAAUUCAAAAAGGUCUAAAAAUUUAUACCAAAAUUUUCAAGCUUGAAAUUUUCAGAUUUUUUUCGAAAGAAUGUUUUCAAUUUAUCUGUAAUCUAAAGUUUUCAGAUUUUUCCAGCUCAAAUUUGAUAACAAAGAAAAUCAGAAUUUUCUGAAAAUUUUCAAAUUUUAAAACAAAAAUUACAGAAUUGUCUAGAUCUUUAUAAAUUCCUGGAUUUUUUGAGCUGAAAAUUCCACGUGGCAAAAAUUUUGCAAAAAAAAAAUUUUCCUAAUUUUUCCCCAAUUGCCUGCCACGUGGCAAUAAUUUUUGGUUAACGAGAAAAAAUUGCAGCAUUCGCCCCAAUCUUCACCUCUCGCCUCCGCGACGUCUACCUACGAAAAUCGCAACCUGCAAUCUUCGAAUGCCACGUGGCCGCAAGUCCCGCGCCCAAAAUCCAAUGGGAUUUCCAAGGAAAACCAGUGCUCGCGACAGAACGCGUGAAAUUUGAGCAAGACGCGAAUGUGGCGCGACUUAUCAUAAAUCAAGCGGCACCCUAUGAUCUUGGCGAAUAUGUUUGCACAGCGACAAAUGAAUAUGGUGUGGAUCGAGCGAGUUCGCGAUUGAUUAGCGGCGAAACUCCAGCGAGACCUGGAAGACCGGAAUGUGAAUUAUCAUCGGAUACAGAGCUAUUGAUUCAAUGGGAUGCUCCAGAAGGACCAACUUAUCUAGAGGGAAUCACUUAUCGAUUGGAAUUCCGACCAGCGGGACCCGAUGAUUUUUCGGCACCUUGGGUAUUGAUUUCGGAUAGAAUCGAUGAUGAAAGUGUGGUUGUCAAACAUCUCACCCCACUUGGAGUUUAUCAGUUCCGAGUUACUGCUCAGAAUGGAUUCGGACCAGGACUUCCUAGUUUAUCUAGUCGAAUUGUGCAGACACAUGGAAAAGGCGCACCGAAACUUCAGAUUGAUUUACUGAAAUCGGAGAUUCGGCUGAAUGUUGUGUCGGCUGGUGGACCGAAACGGAAAGGUGGUGUGAAAUCGGGAUUGGAGGGAAUUUCGGAGGAAAGUGAGGAGGAGACUUUGAGAGAGGAAGGUUUAUCGAUUGGCAAGAAUUUGGUGGUGGAGUUGGUGAAUGGAGAACCGGAUGGUAGAUUCCAGGUGAGCCUGAGGAAGGGUCUAGAUUUUGUGGGCCAAAAAUAGGCUUGCAUUUACAAAGCCUAACAUCACAGGAAAAAGCCUAAAGUUAAAAAAGGGGCCUGAAUUAUGGGAAAGCCUGAGAGACUGAGAGAUUCUAGAUGAUUUGAGAAAAUGUUUUCAAUUUAUCUGUAAAUUAAAGUUUUCAGGAUUUUCCAGCUCAAAAUUGAUUUUGAAAAAAAAUCAGAAUUGGCCUAAUUUUCCAGAACCUAAAGUUAAAAAAGGGCCCUGAAACUUACCUAAUUUUUGGGUAGCACAAAAGGGUCUAAAAAUUUCAAACGCAAAAUUUUCAAAACUGUUCACUAUAAAAUUCAAAAAAUUCUAAAUUUAUACCAAAAUUUUCGAGCUUGAAAUUUUCAGAUUUUUUUUUCGAAAAAAUGUUUUCAAUUUAUCUGUAAAUUAAAGUUUUCAGAAUUUUCCAGCUCAAAUUUGAUUUCAAAAAAAAAUCAGAAUUUCCCAGAUUUUUCAAAAUUUGAAACAAAAAUCACAGAAUUGUCUAGAUUCUCUUAAAUUCCUGGAUUUUUUGAGCUAAAAAUCCACGUGGCAAAUUUUCUCACAAAUUUAGCUUUUCAAAAGAUUCGCAGGUGAGCAUUUCUGAGAGAAGAGCCUGAGGAAGGGCCUAGGAGAAGCCUGGAUAUGCCAAAAAUAGGCCUAAUUUUCCAGAGCCUAAAGUUGAAAAAGGGGCCUGAAUUAUGGGAAAGCCUGAGAGGCUGAGAGAUUCUUGAUGACCUGAGACAGGGCCUAGAUUUGGGCAAGGGCCUGAUUUGUUUGCUUUUGAUUUGAAAGAUGUUAGGCCUAGAUUUUAUAUAAGCCUAUUUCAGACGAGCCUAUGAGUAGGCCUUUUGAGAAACAGGCCAAAAAUGGGCUUGAAUAUACAAAGCCUAAAGAAAUGGGCCGAAAACAAGCCUGAAUCAGGCCCAAGCUAGGCAUAAACCAGGCCUAAGCUAGGCAUAAACCAGGCCUAAGCUAGGCAUAAACCAGGCCUAAACCAGACCUGAGUUUAAAGAAGGCUUUGCUGAAUUUCUAGAUCUUACUAAGGCCUUUUUCGGCCUUCCGAGCCCACAAAACCCCGCCGCAACCCGAUUUUUUUUCAGAUUGCUGGACUUCGCUUCAAGACGGCUAAAUCAGUGCUCAGAGAUGCUGUGGAUUCCUCAUCUGAAUCGCAAGCUCAUUGCGUUGUCAAAAUCCAACCAGCGACACAGGAAUCGCGCGACGAAUUCGCAGCUCUUCGCGAUUCGCAACAUGAUAAUGUUCAGCGACUCGUCGCCGCCUACACCGAUGGAGAUUUUCAAUAUUUGUUCGCUGAACGAUUGUAUGAAGAUGUGUUCUCGCGAUUUGUGUUCAAUGAUUAUUAUACGGAAGAGCAGAUUGCGAUGACGAUGCGACAAGUUGCCGCUGCUUUGCACUUUUUGCAUUUUAGAGGGUGAGCUGAUCAUUUUGAGACCAAAUAUGGCUAUGUUAUAAGCUGCAAAAUUCGCGCCAGCACCAAAUUUACGUCAGUGAAAUGCUGAUCAUUUUGAGACCAAAUAUGGCUGUGUUAUGAGCUGCAAGAUUCGCGCCAGCACCAAAUUUACGUCAGUGAAAUGCUGAUUAUUUUGAGACCAAAUAUGGCUGUGUUACUACAAAAUAUGCGCCAAAAGGUGGUUUACUGACGCAUAAUUUGUAGAUCUUUGGAAUUUGUCUUGUUUGGUAUCAAAAUGAUCCGAAUUCCACGUGGAAUAUCAAUUUUCCAAUUAUUUUGACACGUCUCAAACGAGAAUUGCAAAAAAUGCGUCAGCAAACCUUUCACUGGCGCAUUUUUUGUAGAUCUUCGAAAUUUGUCUUGUUUGGUAUCAAAAUGAUUCGGAUUCCACGUGGAAUAUCAAUUUACCAAUUAUUAUGACACCCAACACGUCAGAGCUACAAAAAAUGCGUCAGCAAACCAAUUGUUGACGCAUAAUUUGUAGCCCUUUAUACAGUACCUUGUUUGAUAUCAAAAUUAUGCAAAUUCCACGUGGAUUCUGAAUUUCCCACCCCCAAAAUCUUUUUUUCAGAAUCGCUCAUCUCGACAUCAAUCCACACAACAUAAUGUUCCAAUCAAAACGUAGUUGGAUCGCAAAAUUGGUCGAUUUCGGAAGUGCGCAAAAAGUGUCCGAACCCCGAAAACCAGUGACGUCAUUGGAUGUCAAAUGGUCGCCACCAGAAUUCCACGUGGCACCCGAAGAAGUCACUGUGCAAAGUGAUGUUUGGGGAAUGGGAUGUGUCGCUUUUUGCUUGUGAGUUGCAGUUUUGGCGGCAAAAAUUACAGAAUUUCCCAGAUUUUUCAAAUUUCUCAAAACUUUUGGGCUGAAAAAUUUUUUAAAAAUUUCAAAAAGCAAAAAGAAUAGUCAAGAUCAAGAUUUUCAUGAAUUCCUGGAUUUUUUGAGCUGAAAAUCCACGUGGAAAAAAUUUUUUAAAAAAUGUUUUUUUUUUAAUUUCAAAAGAAACAUUUCAGAACUUUUCACUAUAAAAUUCAAAAAAUUCUAAAUUUAUACCAAAAUUUUCGAGCUUGAAAUUUUCAGAUUUUUUUGCGAAAAAUUGUUUUCAAUUUAUCUGUAAAUUAAUGUUUUCAGGAUUUUCCAGCUCAAAUUUGAUUUCAAAAAAAUCCGAAUUUUUUAAAUUUUUCAAAAUUUAAGACAAAAAUUAAAACAGAAUUGUCUAGAUUUUCCAGAAAUUCCUGGAUUUUUUUUGAAGCUGAAAAUCCACGUGGAAAAAAAUUUUUAAAAAAUUUUCGAGCUUGAAAUUUUCAGAUUUUUUUUGCGAAAAAAUGUUUUCAAUUUAUCUGUAAAUUAAAGUUUUCAGGAUUUUCCAGAUCAAAUUUGAUAACAAAAAAAAAUCAGAAUUUUUCAUAUUUCAACAACUUUUGUGCUGAAAAUUUGUCUGAAAUUUCAAGUUGUCACAACUUUCCAACUCAAAUUGUAUACCAAAAAAAUCCGAAUUUUCUAGAUCUUCUAGAAUUUCCCCCAAUUUCUUUUCAGAUUCGCCGGAUUCCAUCCAUUCACCUCCGAAUACGAUAGAACUGAAGAUGAAGUUCGAGAAAAUGUGAUCAAUGUGAAAUGUGAUCCGAAUUUGAUUCCAGUCAACGCUUCACAAGAAGCUCUCUCUUUUGUGACGUGGGCUUUGAAGAAAUCACCGCUGUAAGUGCUUUUUUUGGCUGAAAAUCUGCGAUUUUUGACUGAAAAUUCGAGAUUUUCAGCCAAUUUCAGUCUAGAAAUCUCUGAAAAUCUCUGAAAAUUUGCAGCCGCCGAAUGAGAACCGACGAAGCGUUGUCCCACAAAUUCCUUUCUUCUGAUCCUUCGAUGGUUCGAAGGAGAGAAUCGAUUAAGUGAGUUGGAUUUGGGAGUACUGUAGCUACAGUAACCCGGGGUACUGUAGCUCCUAAAAAUUUGGAAUUUUUUGAGCCUACACUUGAAUGGUUUAUUUUGAAAUUAUUUUUGACUUUCGAGCUACAGUAGUUUUAAGGGAUCUACAGUAAUCUAGGGUACUGUACCUACAGUAUCUCUUGAAAAUUUGGAAUUUUAAAAUGACUUACAGUAAUCUAGAACAUGACUAAACUACAGUACCCUUGUCAUGUUUACACUAAUUUUGAAGCGCUACAGUACCCCCAGAACCUACAGUACCCUUGUCAUGUUUACACUCAUUUUGAAGCGCUACAGUACCCCCAGAACCUACAGUACCCUUGUCAUGUUUACACUCAUUUUGAAGCGCUACAGUACCCCCAGAACCUACAGUAUCCUUGUCAUGUUUACACUCAUUUUGAAGCGCUACAGUACCCCCAGAACCUACAGUACCCUUGUCAUGUUUACACUCAUUUUGAAGCGCUACAGUACCCCCAGAACCUACAGUAACCUUGUCAUGUUUACACUCAUUUUGAAGCGCUACAGUACCCUUGUCAUGUUUACACUCAUUUUGAAGCGCUACAGUACCCCCAGAACCUACAGUAACCUUGUCAUGUUUACACUCAUUUUGAAGCGCUACAGUACCCUUGUCAUGUUUACACUCAUUUUGAAGCGCUACAGUACCCCCAGAACCUACAGUAUCCUUGUCAUGUUUACACUCAUUUUGAAGCGCUACAGUACCCCCAGAACCUACAGUACCCUUGUCAUGUUUACACUCAUUUUGAAGCGCUACAGUACCCCCAGAACCUACAGUAACCUUGUCAUGUUUACACUCAUUUUGAAGCGCUACAGUACCCUUGUCAUGUUUACACUCAUUUUGAAGCGCUACAGUACCCCCAGAACCUACAGUAACCUUGUCAUGUUUACACUCAUUUUGAAGCGCUACAGUACCCUUGUCAUGUUUACACUCAUUUUGAAGCGCUACAGUACCCCCAGAACCUACAGUAACCUUGUCAUGUUUACACUCAUUUUGAAGCGCUACAGUACCCCCCAGAACCUACAGUACCCUUGUCAUGUUUAUACUCGUUUUGAAGCGCUACAGUACACCCAGAACCUACAGUACCCUUGUCAUGUUUACAUUCAUUUUGAAGCGCUACAGUACCCCCCAGAACCUACAGUACCCUUGUCAUGUUUAUACUCGUUUUGAAGCGCUACAGUACCCCCAGAACCUACAGUACCCUUGUCAUGUUUACAUUCAUUUUGAAGCGCUACAGUACCCCCAGAACCUACAGUACCCUUGUCAUGUUUAUACUCGUUUUGAAGCGCUACAGUACCCCCAGAACCUACAGUACCCUUGUCAUGUUUACAUUCAUUUUGAAGCGCUACAGUACCCCCAGAACCUACAGUACCCUUGUCAUGUUUACACUCAUUUUGAAGCGCUACAGUACCCCCAGAACCUACAGUACCCCAAAAUCUCCCAUUUUUUUCAGAUAUUCCGCAUCGCGUCUCCGCAAACUAGCCGCAAUGAUUCGUCAAUCCGUCAGUGCCCGAUGUGAUGACGAAAAAUUGGAGCAAAAAUUCGGAACCGCCUAA
Messenger RNA from Caenorhabditis angaria, 27847 nucleotides. NCBI's taxonomy places the organism in Eukaryota, Metazoa, Nematoda, Chromadorea, Rhabditida, Rhabditidae. The record is from the annotation of a GenBank genome assembly.